AUGAGUGUCCCCAGCAUACCGGUAUUCAGCCUCCUCCUCCUGCUCCAGCUCCCGGCAGCCAGCCGCGGGCAUGCAGCACCGUCCCUCCACCGCCGCGGCGACUUCUUCGGCGCCCUCGCGCUGCGCGCCGCCGUGUGCCCGCCAGAGCACUCAUCCUGCGGCUCAGCCUUCAUGCAAUGGUGCUGUCCGUACAUAACCGUGUGCAGCGUCAGCGGCACGGGGGUGUACUGCUGUCCUACUGAGGAGGACUGUUCCCAGCUCGCCACGACGGCGCCGAUGUGUACCGACCCGGGUUUUGGGCUGUUUUCCUCGGAGAUCGGCAUGUUUUGCUGUGAGAGCGGGGGGGUCGGAUACCUGCCCGGUGGAUCGCAGGGUAAAGUGGGCAGUGAGGCGUGUGGGCUCCCGCCGGUUGAUGAAGGCAUGCUCGCUACGGCGAUCGCAAUGAGUGCCACUGCCUUUCCGCCGCCGGAGAAGAUGUCCGUGGGCGUUGCCAGCACCACCAGCACCGCCAACACGCCUAAACCUUCCCUUCAGAGCGGCACGGUGGCUACGAUUACAAAGGACGGCGUUGUGAGCGUCAUCACCAGCACACCCAGCACCAGCACCAGCACCAACACACCCAGCGGCAGCACACCUAGUAGUAGUACUACCAGCAACCUACCACUCGCCGCCAAAAUCGGCAUCGCCGUCGGCACAGUCGUGAUCCUGGCGUUGUUGGGAGUCGUCGGGUGGAUGGCGGCGAAGCUGCGGUACCGGAACAGGAGCCGAAUUCAAAAAGCUAAGGAUAUGCCGUAUCCGUACCCGGACGGUGUGAUCGAGACGGAUGGGACGGCGGUGGUGGUGGUUUGCGCGGAGAAGGAGGCGGUUGUAGUGGAUGUGGUGGAUGUGGUGGAUGUGGUGGAUGUGGUGGAUGUGUGUGAGAUCGGUGGGGGUGAUAGAGGUGUGCCGGGUGAGCUGGUGGGAAGUGAGGUGCAGAGAUGA
This is a messenger RNA of Tricharina praecox, 981 nucleotides long. RefSeq lists its product as uncharacterized. The coding region runs from base 1 to 981 and encodes 326 amino acids. The record is from RefSeq and is a predicted model, not a curated record. NCBI's taxonomy places the organism in Eukaryota, Fungi, Ascomycota, Pezizomycetes, Pezizales, Pyronemataceae. The transcript is spliced from 3 exons.